Molecule: messenger RNA, 534 nt
Organism: Maudiozyma saulgeensis
Lineage: Eukaryota; Fungi; Ascomycota; Saccharomycetes; Saccharomycetales; Saccharomycetaceae
Source: the annotation of a GenBank genome assembly
AUGUCUUCUCUAAUUAACAAGCCUUUCCCAGCCGGUGCCUUCUCCUUCCAAUACAUUACUGUUGGUCCAGAAGAUUUCGAAAAGGGUCACGAAUGUAAAUUGCCUUUAACUGUUUCCUGGGAAAAGUUCAUCAAGGACAACAAGACUGUCGUUAUCACUGGUGCUCCAGCUGCUUUCUCUCCAACUUGUUCUAUUUCUCACAUUCCAGGUUACUUAUCCUACGCCGAUGAAUUGGUUCAUGACAAGCAUGUCGACCAAAUUGUCGUCUUAACUGUCGACACUCCAUUCUCUCAACAAGCCUGGGCUAAGGACCUAGGUCUAAAGAACACAGCUCAUGUAAAGUUCGGUUCUGAUCCAGGUUGUAAGUUCAUCAAGUCUCUAGGUUUCGAACUACAAGUCGACGAAGGUGUCACCUGGUCCGGUAGAUGGGUCAUUGUCGUCAAGGAUGGUAUUGUCACUUACGCUGCUAAGGAAGAAAACCCAGCUUCUGAAGUCACUGUCUCCUCUGUCGAAAGUGUUCUAGCUCAUUUGUAA